Molecule: messenger RNA, 4554 nt
Organism: Malus domestica (apple)
Lineage: Eukaryota; Viridiplantae; Streptophyta; Magnoliopsida; Rosales; Rosaceae
Source: RefSeq, a predicted model, not a curated record
CACUUGGCUUUCCCUACAACCUUCACCCUUUCUCUCUUUCAUUAUUUCCUUUCCCCAAAACCUCUCUCUCGUUAAAGUUCCUGAUAAAAAAGCCUAACUAAAGUCUAAAGCGUGCUGAAGGUGCUAAAAGUCUAAACCACUGCCGCCUUCAGCCAUUCCGUUUCUGCAAUUGUAGAUCCAGUUUCGUCCCUCUUCUUCCUCUGCAGAUUUCUCCAACCAAUCCCACAGCGCCUCCCUCACUUCUUCUUCCUCUUCAAAUUUCUCCAACCAUUGGCGGCCACACCGUUUUUGCUUUGCAAUGGCGAUGAGCACCCAAAGAGCCUCUGCACCACUUCUUUCUCUGGAAUCAGCUCCUCGAUGGAAGUACGAUGUGUUUUUGAGUUUUAGGGGUGUAGACACCCGCAAAGGUUUUGUAUCCCAUUUAUACCACGAAUUGUGCAAGUUCCAAGGAAUUACAACUUUCCUUGACGAUCGAGAGCUUGAAGAAGGAACAAGUAUUCCUCUUGAGCUCCCGAGUGCGAUAAAAGAAUCGCAUAUUGCAAUCGUUGUUCUUUCACCAAACUAUGCUUCUUCCAAAUGGUGCUUGAAUGAACUUACAACCAUUCUUCAAUGCAUGGAAGCUAGGAACUCAGUUCUGCCGGUCUUUUACGAGACAGAUCCAUCCGACGUUGGAAAUCAACGGGGAUCUUUUGCCAAAGCCUUCGCGGAGCAUGAAGAAAAGUUCAUCACUACCGAAGAUAAAAAGAAGGUUGUCCAAUGGAAGGCUGAUCUAAAAAGACUGUCCAAAAUUUCUGGUUGGCAUUCAAAGCAAUACAAGUGUGAAAGUGAGCUUAUUGAAAAAAAUCGUCAAUAGUGUGCGGAGGAAGGUGCAGGCUGCGUUCACCGUGUCAGAUUCCUCACAGAAAUUGGUCGGAAUUAAUUUUGGGCUUGAGCAACUAAGUUUGCUAUUAGCUCAUGAUGCCAAUGAUGUUCGCUUUAUAGGGAUAACGGGAAUGGGUGGCAUCGGUAAGACAACCCUUGCCAAGCUAGUUUAUGAUAGAAUCUUCCAUCAUUUUGAAGUUUACUGCUUUCUCGCAAAUAUCAGAGAUCGUACUCUAUUUAGUCUUCAACAACAACUUCUUUUCCCAGUCUUGAAAGAAAAGAUUGAGAAAGUUUGGGAUCAACAGUUGGGAAUCAUAUACACUGAGAAGUGCUUACGCAACAAAAAGGUUCUUCUUGUACUUGAUGAUGUGGAUCAAAUAAACCAGCUACAAGUACUAGCUGGAAAAGAAGAUUGGUUUGGUAGUGGGAGUAGAAUUAUCUUUACAACUAGAAAUGAACGUUUGCUAGUCCAGCAUGGCAUAACUUUAUGUCAUGGUGUCAAGUUGUUAAAUGAUGAUGAAGCUCUUGCUCUGUUUAGUCAACAUGCCUUUAAGAAAGAUCUGCCCGAAGACGGGUUUUUGGAACUGUCUAAGUAUUUCAUUAAUCAUGCUGGAGGCCUUCCAUUUGCUCUUGAACAGUUGGGGUCGGCUUUGUUUAAGAGAGGUCUAGAUGCAUGGAAUAGUGUACGGGAUAAUCUAAAAAAAAUUCCUAAUCCAACAAUUUUUGAUAAACUCAAAAUAAGUUAUGAUGGACUAGAAGAAGAGAUGGAGAAGAGAAUUUUUCUCGAUGUUGCAUGUUUUCACAAAGGGAAGCACACGCAGCGAGUAAUUGAAAUACUAGACAAUUCCUUUGAUAUUUCAAGCCGGAUCUUGAUAGAUGCUCUAAUUGAGAAAUCUCUCCUAACCUCUGAAAAAUGCUUCCUGUAUGAUACUUCAGUCCAGUACAGCGAGAUAGGGAUGCAUGAUUUGAUACAAGAAAUGGCAUGGAGAAUUGUUGGUAACGAGUCUAAAGAGCCUGGCUUGCGGAGUAGGUUGUGGCUUCCUAAUGACAUUUUUCAUGUGUUCAUGACCAAUACGGGGACAAGAGCUAUUGAAGGCAUAGGCCUACGGUUACCCGAAAUAGAAGAGGUGCACUGGAACUGUGAAGCCUUCUCUAACAUGUCUGGACUGAGGUUUCUGGAAUUUGACAAUUUGAUCGUUUCUUCAAAUCCCAAAUUUCUUCCGUGUUCCUUGAGAAUUAUGAAUUGGAGUUUGUAUCCUUCCAAGUCUCUUCCACCAAGCUUUCACCCGCGUUUCCUUACUGAACUAAAGAUGCGUGAUAGCAAACUUGUUCGGCUUUGGGAUGGAAAAGAGAAUUUCCCCAACUUGAAAUAUAUUGAUCUUAGCAUCUCACAAAAAUUGAUAAGUACCCCAGAUUUUACUGGUCUUCGAAAUCUUGAGAAGUUGUUUCUUAUGUUUUGUACGAAUUUAGUAGAGGUACACCCGUCUAUUGCAGUUCUUAAAAGACUUAAAGUUUUAGAACUUUAUUACUGUAAAAGUAUUAAGAGUCUCCCAAAUGAGCUAGAAAUGGAUUCCCUUGAACGUUUAGAUCUUAUGGGAUGCUCCAAAGUGAAAAGAAUUCCAGAAUUUUCAAAACAGAUGAAAAAUUUGUCCAAUGUUUCAUUAGGUGGGACUGCGAUUGAGAAAUUACCUUCAACAAUUGGACAUCUGGUUGGCCUUACUGAACUGCGUAUUAAUAAUUGCAGAAAUCUAUUGGAUAUUCCUACUGAGAUUUGUAAUUUGAAGUCUCUUAAAAGGUUGUGUGUCAAGGGAAGUUCAAAAAUCGAAAAACUGCCAGGGAAGAUGGAGUUUUUAGAGGAACUUGAUUUGGGGGGAAACGCAAUAAGAGAGCCACUAGUUGAUAUGAAAAGUCUCAAACGCCUGCAUGCUUGUGGAUCAAUUGGUAAGCCAAGGGACGAGUGGGGCCUACUCCGCUUAUUUGGAAUUAGAAAGAGCCAUGAGCCUUGUUGGGGUUUGGUGUUGUGUUCUUUAAAUCAUAUGCGUUGUUUGGUGGACUUACAACUACGUUAUGGUGAUUUUGGUGAAGGUGAUAUCCCCCAUGAUAUUGGUAGCUUGUCCUCUUUAGUAAGUUUAGAUCUUAGUGGAAACAAUUUUGUUACCCUUCCAAUAAGCAUCAAAUGCCUUUCUCAACUUCAGUAUCUUUGCUUGAAGGAUUGCGAAAGACUUGAGCAACUGCCAGAUCUUCCUUCAAAUAGCUUGUUAUAUGUAAUUGUAGAUGGUUGUACCUCCUUAAAAAGGUUGUCGGAUCCCUCGAAGUUGAGCAGCAGAUUCGCCAAUAUUUAUGAUUUUACUUUCAGUUCUCGGAAUUGCAUUACAUUGGUUGAAGAUGAAGACUGGAUGAAUACAAUAUAUUCAAGGAUCGUGAAAUUCGCCGCUAAGGGAAUCUGUCAGUAUAAUUAUAUUGUAUGCCCCGGAAAUGGGAUACCCGAGUGGUUCAACAAUCAAACUGUGGGACAUUCGCUAAAUUUGGAGCUACCUCCUCAAUCAUGUAGCAGCUGGAUGGGAAUUGCUUUUUGCGUUGUUUUUGCACAACGCAAGGGAAAUCCAGACGCCCUUCAAUAUUAUGGUUUCGAAAUUCAGUUAUCGCCUGAGAUUUCAUUUCGGAUUUUUGGAGAAGAGCAUUUGAUGUCAGAACAUCUUUGGAUAUUUUAUUUAUCCCGAGAAGACUGUCAGGAACCGUUUUCAUUUGAAACAUGUUAUGAUGCGGGAGGAUGUCGACUCAAAGUAGGCUUGAAUAUGGUGAAAAUGUGUGGGGCUCGUUUGGUGUACAAGCAAGAUUUGGAAGAACUCAACCGAACACUGACAAUCUUGAAGCGAACGCAUGGAUAUUGUGAAGAGGCAGCUCCAAGUGAAAGUGGUAGUUUUGAUGACAAAGAACAAGCUCACAAAAGGCAAAAGGAAGAAUAAAAAUUGCUUUCUGCUCUAUUUAACCAUUCAAUGCUUGAUAGUCCUACUUGGAAAGCUAAACAUGGUGCUUUUUUCUCAGAAUCCAUGUUAGAUGAGAAGAAGUUUGUCAUACCGGGUUAAUUUCAACAUGAUUAUUUUCAGAAUGAAGCUUCAGCUGCAGAUGUUGCCUAACUGAACUAUUUUAAACAUGGUUGGAACUUGUGGGGGCAAGCAUGAUUAAGGAGGCAGUGGAGGAUAAACAUAGAUUUUUCAGUCCUCCCUAAUUACACAUAAUCAGUAGCUUGGAGGAGUCUGAAGAACUUCUGUCAAUGCAGCUUGUUGCAUUUCGGAAUGAAGCUUACGUACUAGCUAGGUCAGUUUCACCACCCAUUGACUGGGUCUUCUGCUUUGCCGCAAUUCAAUGAUCGUGUAUGGACGUGGAAGAAUGGUCAUGGAAUGAAGAAUGCGGUUGAACUUGAGAUAUACAGUCCGAGAUGCAAGUGGGCUAUAAACACCAGAUUUAACAUUUGGAACACUGGCUUUCUCCUCGUCACCAAUGCUACAUCAAGCAUAUAUGCGGCUGCAAGUUUGUUCCUAUUAAACCGCAUUGUAUUUGUAGCAUGGAUUUAAGUGUACAAGGUAGGUAUGGAUUUAAGCAUGUAUUUGUAGCAUGGAUUACCAACUCUGAUUAAUUACUGGUUUCCGAUAGAAUGAUUAAUAGAAACAUAGAGAGAGCAUUUUUUUAGCA